Molecule: messenger RNA, 10336 nt
Organism: Danaus plexippus (monarch butterfly)
Lineage: Eukaryota; Metazoa; Arthropoda; Insecta; Lepidoptera; Nymphalidae
Gene: btv
Product: cytoplasmic dynein 2 heavy chain 1
Exons: 51
Coding region: 1-8406 (2801 amino acids)
Biological process (GO): microtubule-based movement
Cellular component (GO): dynein complex
Molecular function (GO): dynein intermediate chain binding; ATP binding; dynein light intermediate chain binding
Source: RefSeq, a predicted model, not a curated record
AUGAGCGCGAGACGAAUGUGGAGAUGGUUGUACCUGGAACCCAUUUUGUACAACGAGGACGGAGACCUCGGCGUCAAGUUUAGAAAAGUAGACCAUCUGUUUAAGCAAGUAGCUCGUAUUAUUGAAGCUGAUCCUCGAGUGUCGGCGCUCGUGCACUCCACCAGGCUGAAGCCGAUGCUCGACGCGAUAACAGAGCAACUGAACGCUUGCCAGUCUGCUUUGAACCAGUACAUGGAAGAGAAGCGGUCUGUAUUUCCAAGACUAUACUUCCUUAGCGAUGACGACCUACUGGAACUGCUGGGUCAGGCCCGUGCGGGGGCUCAGGGCCGGGAGGUAGUGAUGCAGACGCAUCUCAAGAAGCUGUUCCCCGGGAUCACUGGAGUGAAUCUCGGCCCCGGCGGGGUGAGCCUGACAACACUGUGUAGUCAGUACGGAGAAAUGUUCACGUUGGACCGGCCGGUCGACAUCGAUUGUUCAGUUGAGGUGUGGCUGAACCGAUUGGAACAAGAAAUACGUUCGUCGCUCAAAAGUUUGACCUUGAAGUGUCUGGUCAAACACGGAUCACCCCAUCAGGAUCCAUUCUCACUGCCGACACAAAUAUUAUGCUUGUUACAAAACAUCCGGUUCACGCAACAGGCGGAGAGCGCCAUCCUGACCAAGGACCUCAGGAAAUUGAAGGACAAUAUAGAGAAGGAGCAUAUAUAUUAUGCUGAAGCUGAAGUAGACAAUGAAAAUGAAAAAUGCAAAAGGCAGGCUCUUAUAUUGCAGUGCUCCUAUUACGCCUCCGUCGUUGAUUCUUUGAUCGAGAACAAUAUCGUCGCCACCAGCGACUGGCUGUGGCAAAAACAACUCAGAUUCUAUUUAGUUAAUAAAGAGGAUGUGGUGGCUAAGAUGGGGUUAGCUGAGAUUUCUUAUUCGUACGAGUAUCUCGGCGUCAUCACUGGGCAGUUCGUGCGGACGGAGUCCACAGACGACAGCUUUCUUAUUCUAACACAGGCGCUACACCUGGGCUUCGUCGGGAACCCGUUCGGCCCGGCCGGUACGGGGAAAACGGAAUCAGUGAAGGCUCUGGGCAGCUUGGUGGGAAGACUGGUGCUCGUCUUUAAUUGUGAUGAAGCCAUGGACGCGUCUUGUCUGGCGCGGCUGCUAAGCGGCGUGGCUCGUUGUGGCGCGUGGGGCUGCUUUGAUGAAUUUAACAGGUUGGAGCACCCCGCCCUGGCCGCAGCCGCCCACCAACUGACCGCGCUGCUCACCGCCCUCGCAGCACGGGACGAACACGUCGUACUACAAGGCAAGAAGGUGCCGCUGUCCCAAUGGUGUGGUGUGGCGGUGACCCUGAACCCGGUCGGACGUGGCUAUGGAGGUCGCCGCGAGCUCCCUGCCGCAUUGCAGGCCGCCCUGCGUCCUUUGGCUCUUCGCCCUCCGCCGUCCACGCUUCUUGCGUCUCGGCUUCUGGCCGCGCACGCGCCCUGCCGCGACCCCGACCAGUACCGGCGCCUGGGAGAGGACUUGGAUUGCGUCUUUCAACUGGCGAGCACAUUGCUGAGCAGUCAACGCCACUAUGACUGGGGCCUACGCGCUCUGAAGGCGGCGGUCAGCAGCUGUGGGGCAGCCCUGGCGGCUGGAGGGAUGGAGGGCCAACUGAGCUGGCGGAGGGCCGUGCUGAGGAGGGUCCUGCGACUGAAUAACCUGUCAAAGCUGACCCCCUGCGACGCCGAGAGAUUUGAAAAUAUUUUAUCCUUGGUAUUCGCUGAGGUCCCGGAGCAGCAGGUCGCUACAGAUCCCGUCCGUUCUGCCCUUGAGGAAGCGGUUCACCGCCUGGGUCUGGUCACCAACGACGUGCAGAUUCAAAAAUGCGUGGAGCUGUAUGAGCAGCUGCAGCAGAGAAUGGGAGUCGUCAUAGUGGGUCCGCCGGGCUCCGGGAAGACCACCAUACGGCGACUGCUGAAGACGGCGCUGGUCGCUCGAGGUCGCAGCAUCGUAGAGUACGUGAUCCGUCCGAAAGCCUUGCAGCGCGGCUGGCUGCUCGGGGGAGCGGCGGCGGGGAGCAGCGCCACCACGGGCGUACUGCACACUGUGGCGCUGCAGGCCACCGCACAAGACGAUGAGACGUGGUCGUGGGUGGUGUGUGACGGAGACGUGGACCCGGACUGGGUGGAGGGCCUGAACUCGGUGCUGGAUGACAACCGCCUGCUGACCCUGCCUUCCGGGGAGCGCGUCUGUCUCCAGAGAGGAGUCAGCUUCCUGUUCGAGACGGACGCGCUCUCGGCCGCCUCGCCCGCCACGCUCACGCGACUCGCACCCAUACUCUUGAGUGAAGACAGCGACUGCAGUCGAGAAAUAUUGGAAAGAUGGAGUCGAAGAACAGAAUUAGAAAAUGAAACGAUGAAACAGUCGCUGAUGGUGAUGAGAGACAUGACGCAGAAAGUUCACGCGUGGAUGAAGAGGAACAGCACCGAGCUCGUCAUGAAGCACUGCGGACUCUCAACCGUGACGCAGAUAAUAUCGCAGUUCGAACACCUCGUGCGGGAGACCAGCUCGGACGUGAGAGUCAUCGGCGUGGACGAACACGUGCACACCGCCGUCGUCAGAGGAGCUACCAGUGUCAUAAAACAGAGAGCCAUCGAAGACUUCUACAGGGAGAUGCAGCUGUCCCCGGAGCCCCCGCCCACAGGUCACAGUCUCCACUCGCUGCAGGGUCCCCGCCUGCGGAGUGCCAGCCUCGUGCUCCAGGCCUCUCUGCUCCACUCGCACUCCUUAUUAUUGGGUCCUGUGGCCAGCGGGAAAAAUGUUCUAGCGGAGUAUGUCAUGAGAGAGACUUUCGCGACGGUCGUGGUGAUAGACUGCACGCCCAUCCUCGAGCCAUCCGAUAUCAUAGAGGAAUUGAAACGAAGGAACUUAGUGGGAGGGUCGAGCGGCGGGGGCGGCGGGGCCGGGGCGAGGGCUGCGGGGGGCGCGGGGUUGCUGGUGCGGUCGCUGCACCGAGCCGCUCGAGACUCCUGGGGCUCCGUCAGGGUGCACGAUUUCCUGUUGCAGCUGAUACAAGAGGGCGGUUUUUGGAGUAUGGAGGGUGGCGGGCCCCAGUGGCUCUCCGUGUCCCGCUUCACCCUACUGGUGACGGCCACCGCCGUCCGUCGCCUGUCCCCUCGUCUGUCGGCCGCCCUGCAGCCGCUCGUCAUAACCGAACCGGAUGAUGACGAACUUCUGGAGCUGUCUGAGAUGUACCUGAGAGACAGCAUCCCGACCGACAUCCCGGGUGGUGACAUCUCUGAUCUUGUACGGCGCAUGCUCACUCUGUAUAGAGAGGUCAUCGAAGCCUUCUACUCCCAACCUCACUACUCCUGGAACUGCUCCCACAUCAGGCGUUGGUGUGAGAACGUGAAGCUCUACUGUCCCACUAACAGUUCGGAUGUCUGGACGGCCAUCACGGCAGAAGCGCAUAUGAUAUUCAGAGAGAGAUUGAUCAGCGCCCAGGAGAAGUCACAGUACGACACAAUAGUUCAGAAACAUUUGCCAGGAGCACAUCCACGGAUGUUCUACAGGCCCAAGAUGAGGAGCGAGGGGAUCUACCUGGAGAGACUCGACGAAGACGAGUGGUAUCGGCACACGCAGAAAACCAUCAACCAGUGCUUAACGGACGACGAGCGAGCCUUCGGGGAUGUAGCUGUCGAGGCCUGUGAGGAGCUGACUCUCUGGAUCGUCGCCGCCGCCACCGCUCUGUCCGGGUGUGUGUCGACAUGUGUGUCGAGCGAGGGGGCCGGGCGCCGGGCUGGGGCGAGGCUCGCGGCCGCCGCACUCGGAGCCGCCACGCACACUCUCACACACGAGCGCCACCUGCACACACUCGUACAUGAUGCGCUGUCGUCGGCGGUGUCAGGUCGUUCUCUGCUCUUGGUGUGUGGGUCGGCGUGCUCUCGCCCCGUCCUAGGGUCACUGGAGGCCCUGCUGUCGGCUGAAAACUUCCAGUCGCUACCCUCAGCCAUGGUACCUUCCACAGGGAACAACACUCCGAGUUUAACUAACAUUAAACAAAAUCUGGGCAUAAUGAUAUGUUUGGACAAAGAUCAAGAGAAGCUUAAAGAUCUGAUGGAUGAGUUUCCACUUCUGCAUGAGUCGAACCGCCUGUGCUGGCUGGAGGGCUGGUCGGCCGACACUCUGAGGAAGAUGCCGUCACUCGUCAUACAGAGAUUAAUGAAAGAGGACGCCCAGGACGAGAGCCAGGAGGAGCUGAACACUGUGCCGGCCGAGGGGUUCGCGGCGAUAUACCAGACGGUGGAGGAGGGGUGGCUACGAGCCCCCGUCCGGUACAUACACUUCAUCAAGGCCUACCACCACAUCCUCACUCAUAAAAGAAGAACUCUUUUGCAGCGGAAGAACAUGCUCGCCGCCGGAGUGAAGGCGCUGAGCGUCGCUCGCGAAACAGUAGCGACCCUUCAAGCCCAGGCGGAGGAGCAGGAGCGAGCACUCGGCCUGGAGCGGGCGGCCGCCUCGGACGCCUUGCAGCAGAUGGGGGCCACGGUGAGGGCCGCCACUCACCGGAAGGAAGACAUGCAGCGGCUCAAGGACGACAUACAGGCCGAGAACCAGAAACUAACGCUGCGGAAGAAAGAAAUAGAAGCAGAGCUAGCGUCUGUGGAGCCCGUCGUGGCCGCGGCGAGGGCGGCCGUCGGAGACAUCAGGCCGGAGGCGCUCAGUGAGGUCCGGUCUCUGCGCGCUCCGCCUGAGGUAGUCCGCGACGUGCUGGAGGGCGUGCUGCGCCUCAUGGGUAUCGCCGACACCUCCUGGCACUCCAUGAAGAACUUCCUCUCUAAGCGCGGUGUCAAGGAGGACAUCAGACACCUGGACGCGGCGGACAUCAGCCCGGAGGCUGCGGCUGCGGUGUCCCGGCUGGUGGAGCGCCGCGCCGCGUCUUUCACUGCGGAGAGCGCCCGCCGCGCGAGUGCCGCGGUGGCCCCGCUCGCCGCCUGGGUUCGCGCUAAUCUCGAACACGUGCACGCACUAGGCCGGGUGCGGCCGCUCCAAGAACAGCAGAGGGAACUGCACGAAAGGCUCCGACGUGCGGAGGAGGAGGUGGCAGCGCUGUCCUCGGGUCUGGUUUCGGUGGAGGGUCGAGUGUCGGAGCUGCAGGAACAGCUCGGCCAGCACGCGCACGAGGCGGCGGCGCUGGAACACCGGCUGCAGCUCGCCACAAGCACGCUGCGGGCCGCCACCACGCUGCUCGACCAGCUCGGACACGAGGCCCACACCUGGGACGAUGAUUUGCAAAGUAUUUCUAAAGAGAUCUUAGAACUAAAUCAGAGAUCUCUUUUGGCUGCUGGAUACCUGUCAUAUCUGCCUCACUGGACGGAGCAGCAGGCGAGGGAGGAACUGUUGCGAUGGAGUUCCCUCAUACAGUAUGAUGAUGGCAACUUUUCAGUCUUAAAUUUCCUAUCGUCCUCGGAGGAACAGCUCCAGUGGCAAGCCGAGGGACUCCCGACGGAUCUCUCUGCCGCCAAGAACGCUCUCGUUCUUCACAAGUUCCUAUCCGGAGUGGGCCUUCGUCCUCUGUUGGUGGAUCCGGAGGGCGAGGCGCGCACGUGGCUCAGAUUGGCAUCCACUGUAUCACUGGAGACGGUUAGCGGUGGUGGGCGCGAGUUAGGGGUGGUGAUGCAGCAGGCGCAGCGCACAGGCGCGACCCUGCUGGUGACGGAAGCCGAUCAGUUAGACGGGUGGUGGUGGAGCGCCGCGGGAGCCGCGCGAGCCGUCCUACUCACCGGGGACAUCGCGAUGGCAGAGCGGCUGAAACCCCACAUCAGAGCUACCCUCGCACCACUACUCUUCACCUCGCGACUCGACGCGUUACUAGAUCAAUUAGUGAAUUAUGCAAUAGAGAAGCGACGUCCGGAGAUGUUCGAGAAAUGGAAGGAAAUGAAACGUAAAGCAGCCACCUUACAGAAACAACAGCAUGAGUUACAGGAACACCUGCUGAAGGAGCUGUCGAUGUCGCGCGACAUUCUCCAGGACGGGGGGCUGGUGUCGGCAUUGGAGGGGGCGCGGACGGCGACGGGUCAGGUGGCGGCAGCACGGGCCGAGCAGGAGGCGCUGACGGAGGCGCUGGCGGCGAGCGCGGAAUCCUGCCGCCCGCCCGCCCUCACCGCCGCUCGGCUGGCAUUGGCGGUGCGCCGACUGGCCUCGAGACGACCGUUACUGGCCCUUCCUGCCAACGCCCUACGGGACGCCUUCCUCGAAUCACUGGACAGAGACCAGGGUGACCCGAGUAAUAUAAACAAGGAACAAGUGACUAAACACUUCGUGAAGAAGACGUUGGAGCGCGUGAUGCUGAGCGUCCAUCGUCGGGAGAGGUGGAUCGUCAUGUUACACCUCUUGAAACACGUUCACGAAGACCUCAUUAAAGACAAGCUCUGGCAGCUACUGGUCAAUAACUUUAACAUGGAAGUACGAGACGAGGACUCGAUAGUGGACUUGCAGAACAAGUAUCGCUGGAUGAGUAAGAACGGCGCCAGAAGAGUGGCGCUGAUAAAGACGCUGGACGAGGAGCUCUUCGAGCGUCUGUCGCUGGGGGAGUGGACCAGUGAGGGUGACCUGCGGGUGUUGGAGGGAAGCUCGCUGUCUCCGGGGGAGCGGGUGCUGGUCGCCGCCGCUCUGAACCCCGGAGCCCUACACCGGGCCGUGAUGCAGUGUGUCGACCAACUGAUGGAGGGAACAAGCGUCCCGGACGGCGAGGAGGUGCCGCGCGCCAUCCGGUGCUCCGCCCCGAGCCAGCCCGUGCUGCUGUUGGCGCCGCACGCCGGCCAACAACUGGCCAGCGUCGCUGCCGCCCGGGGGCGGACGCUCACCACCGUGGGGAUCGACGAUGGUGUGGUGGCCUGGGAGGACGGCCUGCAGCGAGCGCGCGGCGGCUGGCUGGCCGUCGCCGUGGGAGCGACCCCCUUCACGAGAGAUUUGAUCGUGUUCGUUGCAUCGAUGGCGGAGAGGGCGAACGAGUUCAGCGAUGAAUUUCGUCUUUGGAUCCUGGCCGAAGAACGAGCGAUUCCAUACGCACUAACGAGUGCGUGUGUCACCGUCAUACUGGAACCGGCAGAGGGCGUGAAGCGAGCCGCGUGCAGCGCACUGGAAUCGUGGUCGGGACCCUCGGUAGCGGGAGACGCGGCGCGCCUGGCGGCGGGCCUGGCGCUGCUUCACGCACUCGCCACGGAGAGACGCGCCUACAUACCCAUAGGCUGGAGUCGGUGGUACGGCUGGGGCUGGUGCGAGUGGCGCGCGUGUCAGACGGCGGUGCAGGCUGCGGGAGAGGCGGCGCGUCCUCUGUGCUCCUCCCUGUACUCGUCCCGGGUCAGCGAGCGCGCCGACCGACGCGUGCUGCUGGCACUGGAGGCGCGCUGCCUGUCCGGGGCUCCGGCCCUUCGACUACCGUCUUCGGCGACGCUUCAGGACUACGCGUGUUCGUUGGAGUCCCUGCCGUGUUCGGACUCGGCCACCUUGCUCCAGCUGCCUCUCAACUGUCGCUCCGCCCGCCUCCAGCGAUACGCGACACUCGUCAUGGAUGGACUCAGAGAAUUCAAUAGCACGGCUCGUGUCAAGGAAGAAGGCUCCUUCACCACGUCCAAGAUGCUUCAGUCUCUGUGGAAGAAGCUGAUGGCGGGAAGUCCUCUACUGAAACCGGACUACCGCGUCACGGAUUGUGUCGGGUGGUGGGGGGCCGUGGUGUCGGCGGAGGCUCGCGACGCGGCCCGCGGGGCCCGGGUCCUGCACGCCUCGCUGUCCGCCGGUCGGUUCCUGUCACCGAUGACCCAGGUCCCGGAGAGCUGGCAGCUGGUGUGGCCCGGGCCGGACCUGCCUCAGGACUACUUGAGGGAGUUCACCUCCCGGGCGAGAGCGGCGCACCAGAGGACCGCGGAGGAAGCUCCGUCGCAACAGGACUACAUGCCCACAGAGCUGGACCUCCGCCUGUUCCUCCGCCCUGACCGCGUGCUGUCAGCGCUGCUCGCCCUCCGCGCGACUCGCCUCGCCUGCCCUCCGGCGACACUCGUCCUCACUGCGCAGUGGAAUUGCACUGACGGAAAUGCGGACUCUGGCGGCUUAUCCGUCAAAGGCCUGUCCCUGUCGGGCGGCGUGUGGAGCUCCUCAGACGAGGGCGGUCGGGAGCGGAGAGGAGAAGGCUCCGUGGCGGCGGUGAGCGCGGAGUCCCCGACGCUGUCGGAUGCUCCGCCUAUUCUCCUACGAUACGUCCGUCGUGCCGAGGACUCGCAGAGCUCCCGCGACUCGCAGCCGGCCCUGAUCCCGCUCUACGAGAGUCCCCGACGAGAGACAGAGUUGUGCUGGCUCCGCGCCCCGCUGGGACCCUCGCUGAAUGCACAGGACGCCGCACUGCAUGCCCUGGCGCUGGUGGUCACUCCACAUGACUAGUGCACACACAGACGUGACAUUAAAAAAUAAUUGAAUACAACUACAAGUAUUAAAAUACAAUUUGAGAAUUAUUUGCUACCUUACUAUAUACAAGGCACAUACAAAAUGGUUUCAAAAAAUGUAUUCACCUAUAUAUAUGUGUAGUCGGUCUCAUAACGAACUGGCCUGAUGUAGGUCUCCGCGACAUGUCGCUACAUGCUGUGUUGCAUUCGAUAGUAGGGACGUGUAUCGUGUACUUAGGUAAUAUAAGAAACACGCAUCGACAUGAAAUGCUUAGUCUUAGUUGAGCUGGCGUCUGAAUAACGAGAGUCGCGUAUUUUUUAAAAAAGUCGAAAACUAAGUAUCGGAGUGUCAUAAAGUUUCUGUUUAAAGAAGGUUUGUCCGUGCCCAAAUAAAAUAACGAUUGGAUGGCGUGUAUAAGGGGUCUGCCCCUCCUGUAGCAUGGUGAAAACUUGGGUGGAAGGCUUUCACCUCGGGAGAGAAACCGUCGAAGACACUGACAAAAUGGUCGACCUGGGCAAGUGGUCACUCCCGAAACGAUUGGUCUUAUCGAAGGGAAGCUUCUUAGUGACCGCUGUUUGAAGAAAAGAGCAAUUGUAUCUUGGGCUCUCUAAAAGUAAACCUCAUCGUGCGAUACAUGAACACCUUCACAUGAAAAACGUUAACCUACAUUAUUACGACUAAACCCUUAAAUUCAGGCCUGAAGUGCCCGGUGGGGGGGAUACGCCCGUCCCAAGGGUGCCUCUAAGAGACCGGACCUCAGUUUAGGACGUUGUUGAAGGGGAAGGUGGCUGCAUAAUGCCGUGAUAGACAACAUGACAAUCUCCAACAGCAGAACGCCGGAGCCACGCAUAUAAAGCUAGACCUCGUUUUCGACGGCGAAGGCGGUGUGAGUUGGUGUUAUUGUGUGCCAUGGGGGUAUUCAUGUCUAUUGUUGUUUUGUCGUCAGGGUUUAAGAGGUCGUCUUUAGAACGCCUCCUCCCUGACGAGGAGUUUGGAGACGGGGAAUUGUCGCACACUUUGACUAUUAAAGUAUUAGGAAAUGGUGUUUGGAAAGACGCAGUUCGUCAAUCCGGGCUCACAGAAGUGACGCCAUCCGUGCUGUACUACUAAUAAUAGUAUACUGUAAUCCUUAGAAUUAUUUCUAUUACUGAUUAUACUUAAUUAUAAUACUAAUCCAUUUUAAUUUUUUUAGUGGCAACAUUUAAGUGUCAUCAACUUAUAUUUUAAAACUAUAAAUACUGGUUCCAUUCAAUUUGUAAGACAUUGCUGGAAGUAACGCUGAACAUUAAAAAUCGAGACUGAAACUGUAACUCGAACAAUUCACCUUACGGUAAAGACAUGGUACUGUCCCUCUGUUAUUUACUUCCAAACUUAAAGUAGGACUUAGGACGAAGAAAAUUCUCAAGCGAUAAAUAGUAGCAGGCAGCCGUCUACGCUUAUUUUGAAGAUAAAAAUUUGGAUUAUUUUUAUAAAAAUUUACAGAUGUUGAUUCACAGACGUCUGAAGUGUGCAUUAGUACAUGGUGCUUGUAUUGAAAAAUAAAAUUCCUUUCAUUUUCUUGAUUAGUUCAUAGUUAGGCCAAUUCAUUAUGGGACCGUCUAGGUAAAAUACAUGAAAGUCAAAAAGGAUUUUGUAAUAGAAUACUAUAUAUAAUAUUUGUUAUAAAAGUUCACGUUUUAUGUCCCAUAAAAUAAAAACAGUAUUUCACCUAGUGCAGGAUUUAUGAGCAGGUUUAUAAAUAAUUUUGCAUUUAAGAAUAAAACUAGAAAAAAAACAAUUCUAAAAAUAUAACAAUUAUUAUUUAAUCUACAAAUAUUCAUUAUAUCUCUGCACACACAAAGACCCCCUUAUAUGUCCAUAAAAAUCACAGUUCAAUUGUAAGCUUACUUUGACGUGGAGAAUAAAUAAUAGACAUAAAUAUUUCAAA